AUCCAUAAUUAGCACCAAGGUUUAAAGGUCGUCUACUUAUAAAAAUGGCCAGCCAAUUUUAAGGCUUUGCAAUCUAAAAUGAGCUCCAACAUAGCAGCUCGGAGCAGCAAAGCCCUUCACAUAGCCAUGUAUCCAUGGUUUGCCCUAGGUCACCUUACUGCAUUUGUCCAUUUCUCAAACAAGCUUGCAGAGAGAGGCCACAGAGUCUCUUUCUUCUUGCCAAAAAAAACUCAAUCCAAGUUUGAGCCUUUCAAUCUUCAUCCUGAUCUCAUAACCUUCAUUCCUAUCACUGUCCCUCAUGUUGAUGGCCUCCCUACAGGCACCGAAACAACUACUAAUGUUCCCUUCCCCUUGCAUCCUCUUUUAAUGACUGCGAUGGAUCUCACAGAACAUGUCAUCGAGGACCAUCUUCGCAUCCUUAAUCCUCACUUCGUCUUCUUCGAUUUUACUCAUUGGUUGCCGGUGUUGUCACGCAAGCAUGGUAUUAAAUCCGUGCAUUUCUGCAUCAUUAGCCCAGCUACCAUUGGUUAUCUGUUAAGUCCUGAGAGAAAACUUGAGAGCUUGACAGCAGCUGAUUUGAUGCAGCCUCCGCCGAGUUUUCCACCGUCAUUAAUUAAGCUGCGUGCCCAUGAAGCUCGAGGAAUGUGCGCUGUUACUGUACAACAAUAUGGAAGCAACAUUUCAUUUCAGGAACGCAAUUUAUAUGCCUUAAGUCAAUGUGACGCUAUGGCCUUCAAAACUUGUAGAGAGAUGGAAGGGCCUUAUUCUGAUUAUAUCGAGGACCAAUUUGGCAAGCCUGUGAUUCUGGCAGGUCCUAUCGUGCCAGAACCACCAAACUCAGUCUUGGAAGAAAAGAUUGCCAAAAUGUUGGAUAACUUCAAAGCUGAAACUUUAGUAUUCUGUGCCUUUGGGAGUGAAUGUAUUCUUAAGAAAGAUCAGUUUCAAGAGCUGGUUUUAGGUCUUGAGCUUACAUCAUUGCCCUUUUUCGCUGUCCUCAAACCACCUAUUGGAGCUGAAACAAUCGAGUCAGCCUUGCCGGAAGGGUUCGAGGAGAGAGUUAAGGGAAGAGGAUUUGUUUAUACGGGUUGGGUCCAGCAACAGCUGAUCUUGAGGCACCCUUCUGUGGGAUGUUUCGUGACUCAUUGUGGAUCUGGGUCGUUGUCAGAGGGUAUGGUAAAUAAGUGUCAAUUAGUCCUCUUGCCAAAUGCUGGAGACCAAAUAAUCAAUGCAAGAGUAGUGGGUGGAGAUCUGAACGUUGGAGUUGAAGUCAAGAAAGGUGAAGAAGAUGGCUUGUUUACAAGACAUGGUGUCUGCGAGGCAGUGAAAGCUGUGAUGGAUGAUGAUAGUGAAGUGGGGAAAUUGGUGCGAGCAAACCAUGCAAAAUGGAGAGAGUUUUUGUUAGGCAAAGGGCUUGAAAACUCUUAUGUGGAUGGUUUUGUCCACAAGUUGCAUGAACUGUUGGAGUGAUCCGGUUUGAUGAAUUGAACUGUUUUUGCCUCUCUUUUUCUCCCCCAUGCAUACAAGGCCACCUGCAGAGGCACGCAGCUUAUGGCUACAAAUAUGUCGUUUAUCUAUGUUGUUAUAAAUCCGUGCACCUGGGGUUAGUUUAAUAUAUUUGGAGGU
Populus euphratica (Euphrates poplar) is the source of this 1623-nucleotide messenger RNA. Its product is annotated as anthocyanidin 3-O-glucoside 2''-O-glucosyltransferase-like. The transcript has a single exon. The record is from RefSeq and is a predicted model, not a curated record. The coding region runs from base 79 to 1467 and encodes 462 amino acids. Lineage: Eukaryota; Viridiplantae; Streptophyta; Magnoliopsida; Malpighiales; Salicaceae. Gene Ontology annotation, molecular function: UDP-glucosyltransferase activity.